This is a messenger RNA of Porites lobata, 8246 nucleotides long. Lineage: Eukaryota; Metazoa; Cnidaria; Anthozoa; Scleractinia; Poritidae. The record is from the annotation of a GenBank genome assembly.
AUGUAUUCCAAGGAGAGCCCAUGCGCCUGCGUAUUACACGUGUACGCCAUCAUGGACUUCUUCGAUAUCUCGUCUAUGUUUGAAGAUGUGCGGCGGAUGAAUAAAAGACAGGUAAAAUACGCCUUUAAACACGUUUUCAAUGUUCUAUCUAUGAAGCGUAAUGCCUCUUGUACUAAUACGCUGAAUUUAAAUUCACAGCUCUUUUACCAGGGCCUAAACUUUGCGAUGAUCGUUUCAUCUGCCCUUAUGAUAUGGAAGGGACUCAUGGUUGUGACCGGUAGCGAAAGCCCUAUAGUGGUAGUUUUGAGGUAAAAGCGUCCACUUAUAUCCUUAAAAUUGAAGUCAUAAAUGAGGGGACUUUUCAGAGUUAACUUUUGUCACAUCUGCUGAUAGUUUGAUUUUUGUUUAUUUUUUUGUAGCGGCAGCAUGGAACCUGCGUUUCAACGAGGCGAUCUUUUGUUUCUGACCAAUUACAAAGAAGACCCGAUCCGUGUUGGUGAAAUAGUCGUGUUUAAAGUUGAAGGCAGAGAAAUCCCGAUAGUUCAUCGAGUAUUAAAAAUACACGAAAAGUAAGAGUUGAACAUUAUUAGUUUUGUUUGUCUCUAGGACAAUGUUAAUUGUCUUAUUAACGACUUCAGUCAGUAGUUUAAUACUGAUCACUCAGACUUUUGUCCUCUGCCUGGAAUGUCCUGCACCCAUGGGUGAAAAAUAGGUAAAGGCAAAAAAAGGAUGCAACUAAGGCCAUGUCCUUACAAAUCUGAACAUCUUUGAAACCCCAUAUAUUAUAUCUGGAUUUGUUUGGAUGGGGCCUUAAAACCGUUCUGUAGAGCGGUUUCAAAAUAAUGUGGUUUCGGUGAGUGGAUUCACUGGAUUUGUGUGGACAGAGAGCUAAUUCAUGUAAAAAAAUAUGUGGUUUCAAAUAUAUCUACAAUCGGCGACAAAACUGUUGAGACAUUGUACUCAAUUAGGGUAACUUCAGAGAAGGAAAAAUUCCACACCCCUCCCCUGUCCCCUCUAUUCAAAGUUGGGAUAUUUGUUGUUUUCUAUGGGUAGCUCAAACAGUGGCACAACAUUGCAAGCAGGGGAUGGGGGAAGGAAAGCUAUAUUUCCCCCUUUUGAAGUCAGUAAAGUGUAAAAAAGCCCAGUUUAGGGCAAAGUGUUUCAAUUCAUUUUGUCUCCGAAUACCUGUUAUCGAAAUCUAUGCGCUGUUGUCCUAGUAGCACCAGUUAAGAGACAAUAACUAGUUGAGAUUACUAUAUUCAUGGGUUGUUUUUAACAAGACAGAUAGGAUACCCAUAUAAUAGCAUUGCUGUGUUUUUCGAGGGAAAAUUAGUUUUGCCAAUAUUUUUAUUCGGUAGUGCUUUCCAGUAAGUUAGGCGCCAGGGGCCAAUGGGCUCUGCUAGAGCACAGCCCUGGGAGAGAAUAAGAAAUUGUGCGCGAUGCACCACAUCGCACGAUCUCAAGGCAUGUUAAGCGUGACACGAAAUAUCAUAGCUGAAAAUAACGAAAUUGCUAUAUUCUAAUAAUUAGAACAAUAAUAGAAUUAGAACAAUUAUUGUUCUAAGAUAGGCAUGACGACGUCAAACAUAGCAAUUAACAAAAGGCCACCAGGGGUCUUACAUCCCAGCAUGAGGAAAUGAGUUGAAUUAGUUUUCUUAAGGAUGUAUGGCCACUUUUGCGAUUCAGACAAUUGGCGACAAAACUGUUGAGACUUUGUACUCAAAUAAGAUAACUACAGAGAACAAAAGAAUUUACUCCCCUCCCCUGUCCCCUCCAUUCAAACUUGGGAUGUUUGUUAUUUUCUAUAGGUAGCUCAAACAGCCACACGACAUUGCAUGGAGGGGAUGGGCAAGGAAAAGCUAUAUCUACCUCUUUUGAAGUCAGUAAAACAUAAAAAAGCCCAUUUUAGGGCAAAGUGUCCCAACUCAUUUUGUCACCGAUUGUAGAUUCAGGUGGACGUAGUAUAAGUUGCCCAGCCAAGAUAGUGAAAUUUCUGCACAGCGCUAUAUGUUGUUAUUAUGAAUGCAACACUCUCAUAGUAUUUUCAUAAACAAACAGGGAAUGUGUUUUAAGCUAUGUUCACUCUAUACAUACUGGAUAGCUCUUACCCUGGCACAAAAAACUUAGUGGAUAGGGUUUCUGUUCACACAUAAGAAUGGUAAUUUCAGAGCAAUUUCUGUAAUGGAGGGAAGCUGCGCCAUGCAGAUCUCUCAAGUGGAGAGUCACAUAUUGAAUAGGUGUUCAUGCUAUACUGGGUAGCUUUUCAUGUCAGCAUGAAAAGCUAUCCAGUAUCGUGUGAACUUCACUUUGGAGUGUGAAUCCGAAACUGUAUUGUAAUUAGGCAAGGGACUGUAAGGAAGUUAUCUGCUCAUACAUAUGGGCAACCUGACUACCAGCAGUCCUCUUUUGUUGAGAUGUUUCUUCAUGAUCAUUUUACGCAAAGCCGAUGGAGUGAGUUUCAAGACCAACACCUUUUUAACCCGGAGGAGCCAUAGUAAUCGCUGUUACAAUUUUUAAAACCAUAAAUACUGAAUUAAUUACCUAGCCUGUGUAGCUAGCAAUUUUUUUGGGUGUGUUUUUUAUUUUGUGAAACAGAAAACGAUGGGGAAGAGGGUGAGGGAAGAAGGCAUUGUUUUCUGUUUCUCGGUUCAGCUUUCAGGUGGCUGUAUCUCUGAUAAAUUCCAGCACUGAAUAAGACAAUUUAUUCUUGUUUCAUUUGCAUAAAAGGUGAUAUUUUCUUAUCAAAGACUGUGCUUUUGCCGCCAUUUUGAAAAAAAAAAAACUGGGAACUUGGAAUAGCCUGCGUGGCAGGCAUUAGCAGGGUUGUCAUUAAGAGCCGGGGGCCGGGGAUUUUCCCUGGCUACUAAGAGAGUGGCCCCCGGCUACUUUUAUUGGAAAAUAGAAGAAAAAUAGAACCAAAAGAAAUCCCUAGCAGUUUGAUUCCCCGCCUACUUGUUGUGUUUACCCGGCAACUUGAAAUCUUAGUGACAACCCUGCAUUAGAGGGGGAAGGGGGAAUUUUGGCCUGCAAGGAGACCAUUGUUUUCUCCAUUUUUCAUGCUCAGAUUCUGAGUGUGAAAAUAGUGAUUGGUCAGAAUUAAUUAAAUGUCAAUCUUCGACUUAAUACCUUUUUUCAAUUGGCUGAAAACAACAUCACGCCAUUUGGGUAACUAAACAUAUGUCGUUAGUGAAACGUGAUGAGAUUUCUCUACGGGAAUUCAUCGUUAGAAGGCAUCAAUUUCAGCUUGAAAGGAGAAUAGAAAAAAGCAGUCAAAGAACAGUAUGAAGGAAAAGGCCUGUCAGCAGUUGAGUUUCAUCUCCCAACUGCUUGUUGGUUUUACUUGCCAGAAGAAAGGAAGGAAAAAUCAUGCUGCCUGUGUUCUUGUUAUCUGCUGUUUGACCCACGUUAUCAACGGCAAGAUUAUUGAAGACGAAGCGAUUCUUAACUCUUGGUGAUUUUUGGUUGAGGUCUUCUUGCUGGUUAUAAAACCACCUGGAACGUACUUUAAUAAAAUUUAUUAUAAUUAAUUGCUGCCUUCUUGCAGGCUCUUUUUUCCUGGCUACCAGCAUUCUUUUGUGUGCUCCGCUGGAUCCAAUUCAUCCUGAUAGAAAUUCAAAGAGUGACGGCAAAGUGUUUUAAUUUUUCUUAGACAAACAUUGCAUCGAAAGUUGCGAAGAGACACUACAUUUCUUAUUAAAUAGUUUUCCAUCCCAAUUCCUUCAGCAACAACUUGAAUAGAUUUAUGCUGAAUUUUAUGUAACUUGGCAUGCGUCGUUUCAACUUUCAAGGAAGAUUCCUUCAAUGGCGGCCGCGUUUGAACUUUUUUUAUAGUACCUUCACUGUAAAUUUCUUGUUUUAGGAAAACAAAAGAAAAACAGUGCGAGAAAUAUGACUAGAAUGACUAGAAUACAUGCAUCGCGGCCAGACUUAUUUGAGAGCUAGUCACUCAGAGUUGCAUUAUUUUUGUUUUGUUUUUUUAAUUAGUAGGCAGGACGACGAAAACAAUGGCUUGCUUGUAGGCGUUUCCCUCCUCCCUCCUCCCUCACGUAGGAUCUUGUGCCCUAAUUCCCUUCCCUUUCGAACGCUUGCCAUGCAGGCUAAACUUGGAAAGGAGCAGUUAAUGAAGACAUCAAUAUUGAAUGUAAUGAAGUUAACCUAGCAGUCUCUCUCCAAUUUUCAUUUUUAAUCAUGUUUGUUUGGUUAUUUUGUAGAGAAAAUGGAGAUAUCAAGUUUUUAACAAAAGGUGACAACAACUCUGUAGAUGAUCGUGGUCUUUAUGCUCCUGGACAACUGUGGCUACAAAGGAAAGAUGUUGUAGGUAGAGCUAGAGGGUAAGUACUGUGCAGUUACAUGCAAUGUGCAUUAAGUAUGGUAGUCAUUUUUAUUAGCAACCAUUUUAGCAAUGAAAAAUACAUAUACACACACCUCCAACCACCUUUUUCGGGACACUUUAUUGUGAGUUAUUUUUCCAUGGAUACAUUUUAUAUAAGAAAGGACAGGAGUACCUGUGAUGAAAAGUAGAAUGAUCUAAGUGUACUGGCUCAGGCGGUCGCUUACAAGGGGUUAGAUACCCCUAAAAAGUGGUCACAGUUGAUUAGGAGAGGUGCUCAUUUUCAAGCGGUUCCAGCUACAGUAAUUAUUGUAGGAAUUUUGGUGAUUGGGAUAGGUUGUCGGAAAUAGCUAAGCAAAGUCAUAUCAAUUAAGCUGGGCACUGUAAUAAUUUUUUCCUGAUGAUAUAAUAUUUUUUCUCCUUUUGUCAGUUUUGUCCCCUAUAUUGGCAUGGUUACAAUUAUUAUGAAUGACUACCCAAAAUUUAAGGUGAGUAAACUUGAAUAUCUGUGAGGGAAAGAAUGUGUUAAAUUGUCUUUCCCUUAGUCAUAAGUCUCUUAUUUCAUGAUUCAAGCUGAUAUUUCAUUGUCCGUGACAAUGCUACUCAUUGAAACCCUGUUCAUUGUGCAACAAAGAUUGGGAACAAAUACAGUGUCUUUGUUGAUUAAUUAUUGUUAUGUAAACCCCUCGGAAUCUCUAUUCAGGGGACACCUCUGUUCAAGAGACAUUUGCCUCAGUCUCGAGGGUGUCCUCUGAAUAGAGGUCCCACUGUACCAAAACACUCAAUGUUUGUUUGCAUUUGUAUUUUGAAAACAUGUAGCUCACAUGGCCAUUCUGAGCACCCUGUUUGGUCAUGUGGCUUUCCUUCCCUUUUGAGAGGCAAUAUUAAUGUUUUGCAGUUUAAAAAUGCUCUUAAACUGUCAGGAUAUAAUAUUUUUUUGAAGCAACUCCACCUCUGCUCACGUUAUCAUAAAUAAAGAUUAUCAUCAAUAUAGAGUGACCUCCAUCUUUUCCAAUUAAUUUGCCAGGCUGGAAAGUUCCUUCCUUAAGCAUUCAUCAUCAUUUCUCAUUUCAACCAUUGUUAUUGCAUUUCUGAAAAUAAGGGAAAGUCACAUGACAAAACAGGGUGUUCUAAAUGGUCAUGUGAGCUGUUCAAAAAUUCAAAUCCAACCAGUAAUUGCUUUUUCACAGUGCUCAGCAUUUAGUGAUUUAGGUAGCGGCAUAAUCUGGUAUCAGGUGGUGCUGAUAGUUGGUGGAAUCCUCCAGCUUGUAUCAGAUUAAUCACAGUUUUUCAUCUGUUAGGAGAGUGUUUAUAGCAUCCAUUUCAUAAGAAGAUCUCAUCACAGCAUGAUAUCAUUUUAGUUUAGGUUAUUAUCACUCUUGCUUCUUUCGAUGAACUUUUAGUACAACUUAAUAUAAUAAAAAAGGGAACAUGGUCUUCAAAGUAGAAUGAACAACCAAUUCAUUCUACUGCAAAGACCAUUUUCACUUUCAUAUCUUUAUCUGCAGUUCAAAAUGUGAUUCAUUACAUAUGUUUCAAUUAAUAUAAUAAUAAUAUACCAUAAAAUUCUAAAAAUAAGUUGCCUGCGUGCAGACGUCUCCUAUUUCCUUUGUUGCACACGGAAAAGGGACGUCUGUGUAACGCCGUCGCUAAUCGUGUUCCAACGUCCCGCUGGCAGGGUAUUCUAUGUCGCAUAUAAUAUCCGGUUAGAAAUAAGAGUUGACAGGCCAAACAAAACAUCAUAAGCUCGUGAUACGGGCGAAACAUGACCUUGAGAGUCUGCUUGAACAGAGGUUUUUCUUUUUUUCUCUCUCCCUCGAAGAUUACUAGCACUGCACAGUGCAUGUAGCAUUCUAACCUUUGACUGAGUAAAUCUCAUUUUUGCCGCGCUAAGUCUUCCAUUUAGAGGUCAUGAAGCAGGUUUGUUACAUGCAUACUGGUUUAUGCUUCUGUGGGUGUUCCCGAUAGGAUUUUAUUUCAGAUGCAGUUGUAAAGUGUUUAAAUUUUCUUGACCUCUGUUUGUUACGGCUAAAUAAAGAUUUUAGUUUCUUUGGCUGGCUUUCUCCGAAAUGCCUGCCUGGUGCGAAGUCCACGCUGCUUUUGUAGUUUUCUCAGACACUGUUUACAAAUAUGAUGUGAUGUGUCAUGCACAGUAAAUUGUAAAGAAAUAAUUUCCUCGUACACGUUAAAUUUUCCGCAUCCUCGCACAAGAUUUCGAUCGCUCUGCUUUUCGAUCGACGAAAAACACAGCACACAAUCGCACAUGUUUUGAUUUGUUUUGGUUAGAAAACCCCGCUUACAUAAAUCAUUUAAAUCACCGCAUACAUUAUCAGACCACAUUCGAUAACAACCAAUCAGCGUUAAGUCAAACAAUGCGCACUGUGUGUCAGCCUAUCACAGCGUGUUCCCAAGAUCUUGGAAACCCAGCAGGACGCUGGAACAUGAUUAGCGAUGGCGUCCCUUUUCCGCGUGCAACAAAGGAAAUAGGAGACGUCUGCACGCCGGCAAAAAAUAAGCCCCGGGGCUAAUAUUUUUCAAAGGCCCUUUUUCGGAGGUGCUUAUCUACGGAGGGAAAUUUGCGUCUCAAAAUCGAUUGGGCUAGCCUUAUAGUUGGACAUAAAUUUACCAUUGUUUUACUUUGUAUUUGAGGGCAAUUUUCCAAUUUCAAGCUCCAGGGUGCUUAUAUUUGGAGGGGCGAUUUAAUGGAGGGUUUUGUUACCUUGCGAGUUUGGGGGGCUUAUAUUUGGAGGGGCUUAUACAUGGAGGGGCUUGUUUUCGGAAUUUUAUGGUAAUUAAACCAAUUUUGGAGUGUUUCUGGGUGUUACGGAAACCAUUGUUGGUUUGCUUUUGUGUUGUAGUGUGGGUUUCGUUCAGUGUCUAUUCAAUCUUUUGUUACGUCAUUUGGUGAUUGGACCAAUCUGCAACACCAAGAAACUACCUAAUUAUGGUUGUCUUUUAUUUCUUUUCAGUAUUUCGUUUUAGCUGGACUGGGGCUGUUUGUUCUUAUACACAGGGAAUAACAGACACUUAAGAGCUAAAGUAAUAUUAAGGUGGCUUAACACAGUUUUGGUAGUUUGUGAGUAUAUCUCAUUUGCCGAAUCAUGGCAUGAGAAAGGUUGCAGCUCAUAAGCUGAAACUUGGCAAGUGAAAAAUAUACUGAUGAACGAUUUUGAUUGACAGGCCAACUGUGAUGUUUUCAUAGUUUCCAUGGUCACAUGAACGAUUGAAUACAACCUUAAAAUUGCACUUUUGCUCAGUUUUCAUAAAACUCGCUCAUUAGAUUUUCCUAUAAACUUGCACACAGUUUACUAUAAUUAAUCAUUACCACUUGAAACUUAUUUGACUAAAUUUUAACAGACAGGUUUUUAGAUAAUCAAUGAUAUAAUUGUACUGUAAUUACUAAAUAUGUCACAAAAUUCGUCUGUUCAACUUCAUUUUAAAGUUCUCAUAAUUUAAAAUACGAUAAAAGUAAAAUUCUGCCAAAUAUCACAAAAUAUUAAUGAGUAGAUUUUGAGAAGUCAUCUUCUAUGUACCAUUGCUUUUUUCACCGCCAUGUUUGUUUGUCUAAUUUAAAACACACGCUGUCACACGAGUUACCGCUGAGCGCCCGCAAAACUAUGUUCAGCCACCUUAACCAGGAUGCAAACACCCACCACCAGACUGGCCACUGACUGGCAUUUACACAUCUUAAAAAGAACAGAAGUAACGUUGUUUUCAUAGGAACCAGGUGAAAGUAUCUCAUUCUUGUGAACUUGACUGUGUCAAAAGUCUCUUAGGAUUCAAAAUGUUUUUUCUUUGAUUCAUUUCAUUAGCAACAAGAUUUUUUUGAAAGGUCAAGUGGCUAAUUUGUACAUGUUUUCGAGUAUUUAUAGCUGUUUUUCAAGAUUCAAGUAUAGAGAAGUUUUAUCUUUGAUCA